ACCUUGGCCUUGCAGCUAUGUCCCAUUUGCUCUGUCAAAGUUUCUCGUGACAUGCUGAAUCACAUCACUCUGCAGCAUGGACAUUUGCUCAAGAUAUCCUUGAUAAUGGAAAUUUAAUUUCCUUGGUCUUUCUCUUCUUAUGAUUUGGAUACAUUAUCCAUGUCAAACUACUUGAUUUUGUGUACUGAUUGAAUUGCCAUUUAGGUUUCCUUUAACUGAAGAUUACUUGCAGAGACGCCGUAGGUUACGUAGAGUUGCAGUUCCUAACAGUCAAGCAUUGUCUCUCCUUGGCCGUGAUCUCCGUGAGGCUCACCUGCAAGUACUUCUAGGUGGUGGUGGAUAUAGGUCAAACAGUGUUAACGUGUCUAAUGCUGCUACUGAUCCGUUCCUUUCAUCACUUCUUUUGAAUUUCCCUGCAUCUGAAGCAGAAGAUAUUACAAAGUCUGUUGUAUCAAGUACUGAAGACACAUCUUCAAAGAAUGCAGCACCAACCCAUAUGUGGAAAUCAAGUUUCGAUCCAAAUUUGAGUUAUGAAGAGCGAGAAAAAAGGAUGAGGCAAGCUGCUGGUAGAGCCAUAUUUCUCCAGGAUCUGCUUCUGUCAACUCUGUUAAAUGAGUAACAAACAAGCUGGAAGUUAAUCGAAAAUAAUGAAAUGAGUUAUCCAAAUCUUAGAGGUACUUCUGGGUGGGAUUCUAAUGUUUCUAUGAUGUCUGACAACCUAAUGCAUGCCCAAUUGGAAUGUUGAGGCUGCAAUUGGUUGCUCCAUGAUAAGAUAUCCCCCAUCUGUCCUUUUUAACUCAUUUAUGAACCAGAAAUGGACUACUGAAUUAUGGACCCUUACUAGUGUAAUUAUGCUCAACUUUGGUAUAUGAGGUGAUUCAUUUCUUGCUACGUUGUACCUUCUAUUAAUGCAAAUUUCCAUUGUAGAUAAUUCAUCUGGACCAUCACGUCUGGUUCUUGUCAGCAGAAACACUGAUCAAAAAGAGAAGACUCUAAAGUGUUCUCUUCUGAUUUGAUAUAGGAAGAGAAGGUGUGUAUUUUUAAAAGCUAUCACAGUAGAGAAAGUGAGAGCUUGAGGACGCAGCCCUUGUUCUUCAUAUUCUGAUUUCGAUGAUGGUGGAGCUACUUGUAUUGGGAUGUACGGGAAUCGUGGUGUUCCUCCACGGAGCCAACUUCUUCUUCCACCUUCUCACUCAGCACUUCGCCGUCCGUGCUCUUAGUUUCCUGGGAUUUGUUGGGUGGUAAAGCAAGAAAUAUAACAGAGAUCAAUGACUGAUUCUUCAAGCAAGUUCUAUUACAGACUGGGGCAAGUUUUGUAGAUUAUUUUGUUUCUAUUUUACUUGACCUAGAAGUACUAGUAGUGGCAAUGCCAUAAGACCCAUAAUUAAUUAAAUAAGUCUUGAGAGUCGGGAAGAAGAAAUAAAAGGCUGGCUCCCUUGAAGUUCAGAGCCUUACCAUUAUGUAAAUUGUAUUUGACGAUCUUCUACAAAUUGCAU
Molecule: messenger RNA, 1496 nt
Organism: Rubroshorea leprosula
Lineage: Eukaryota; Viridiplantae; Streptophyta; Magnoliopsida; Malvales; Dipterocarpaceae
Source: the annotation of a GenBank genome assembly